AUGGCAAACCUGCAGCAAGAAUACCCUGGAGUCCUCAUGGGGAUCCUUGAAGAACUGGCUACCAUGCGUCAGUGGUUGACUUUCCAGGACCUUUGUCGUAUGGUCAGCACCCGCUUUGACUUGGAACACCUCAUUGAGCUCCGGAGUUUGUUGUUUGCUGCUGCUAGCCGGGACCCCUGUUUUCCAGCCACUCUUUUUAGAGAUCGAGUUUCCACCAGGGGACAAGGGCUGUCACCAAUAGGUGUCGCUGCUGACAUCGUGACAAUUUUUAACCUUAUUCAGAUGACGGGUGGGGCCACUGAUGACAGCCAACCAAUGAGAACUCAGACGGUGCUGCCUGUGGACCAGUCCCCAGGUCCCAGUCUGCCCGGGAUCCACCACCUGAACGUUCCGAGUAGAGAGAGAGUACGCACUCACUCUGACUCCAGUGCAAGUCUUAUCGACAAGUACUUGCUCUUUCCACAUUCCAAUUACUCAGUGCGUAAGCGUGGCAGUCUCCCCCCCGAUCCCAUCUCACUUGUAUCGCCCCCUCCCGUCAGGACGCGAGCUGUGUCUUUCGACUUGCCUCACACCACACUUUUGUAUUCCAGCGGACAGAUCCCCGCCAAGACCAUGAAGGAUAUUUACCUGCCUUUGGAAACGGACAGCGAGUCAAGUGUCGAUUCAGCCCCGGUUGAGGUGUUUGAAACCGAACAGGAGUCAUCAAUCGACCAGAAGAGAAACAUCUUUAAGAAGGACUUCCACAAUCAGCCGCCUCUCAUACCACAGGUGACCGUCCACAGUGAGUCUCCCAGUCCCAAGGGGGAGAAAGGCUUUGACAAUCACAACUUUGAAAUGAUCCCUAACCCUUACCCUUCGCCCACCGCAGUCCUGCAGGCUCCGCAAGAGCGGACCAAACAUGAAAGUCUGGAUGACCUGCAGGACUCCACUUAUUUCGGACCUGGAUCGAUCCCAGAGCGGUCCCAGAAACACUUGAAGCCUCCCCGAGGGCAAAGGCCCAUCUGGAGUAACAAGAGUCACAGUCUGGAGGACCGGAUCAGCCCAGCCGGCGUUGGUAUGGGACCUGAAACCCGUGGUGGAAAACUACAAAGGCGAUCAAGGCCCGCUAUGAGCAAAAUGGGGGGUUCUUUGGGGGGCGAGAUUGGGGACAUUGAAUUUGACGGAAUGAAGGCUCAAGGAACCCAGACCGAUCCUCCAGACACCCGGCGUCUCCGUAGCUUGGUCCAUGCAGACCGCCUGUCCUUCAUGACUUCUUUGGAUGAUCCGGAUUUUGCCGAUGAUGACAUAAGUGCCAUCUUCCGCUUUUUAGAUGACAUAAGCAUGUGUGGCUCCACGGCAGUCCUGCACCCUAACGAUGGAUCCGCGGCGCUCAACCAGGAUACCCCGGAGGCCAGACGGGGCCGCCUAGGCCAACUCCAGAGGCUUUUUCAUUCUCUGGAAAGCAGCGAUGAUGGACUAAAAGCCACCGUGUGCAAGCUGCUGCUCCGCAUGAACCAGAUCGAGCGACAGUUGCAAUCACUAAAUGAUGUCAAAGCCGAGAUCUCUCAGGUCUUGUCUGCUUUGCAGCGACUGGAUGAAAAGAUCCCGCAGCCCGCCGUCGAUGGCGCACAGAGCAGCGGUGGCCGAUGGCUGGAGCCUCUCAGCGGCGUGUCCUCCUUCAUGAGCCACCCCAUCACCCCGUCAGAAUCAUCUGAGCCUCAGCCUUUAUCUGUAUCCGAGCAUCUCUUUCCUGCAACCAGCACUCAUAGUCUGGACUGGAACAAAUGGAACGCUCCUGGGGAGCAGACAGACAGUGGUAAAUGUCAAGGUGAGACAAAAUCGGGCAAAGACGGAAAAGCGUCUCGUCGCGCCUCGACAAACGAGCCCGGGGAGAAAGGGCCGUCGGAUUCCAAGCGAUCAAAUGUGUCAAGCAUGGCAAAAGACUGGAUGGUGACUUUCUCCAAAAUGAAAGGUGGCAAAUCACAAGAGAAAACUGGACAGGAAGAGCAGCCAAGCCGAAGUGCCAAACUUCUUUCUCAGAAGUCGUCCAGCUUGGUGGAGCAAGUAUUUAGCUCGUCCUUGUUUGGGAACAAAGAAAGCAGCUUGACUGGGGGCCUCGCCGCAGGAAAAAUGAUGGACCCCAGACUGGCCGAAGCGAGAGGAAGAGCCGUCUGGACCGUAGACGAGCGAGAGUCACGAGUCUCCCCUUUGCAGGGUCGUGAUUCUCUCAACCCUAACAACAUGGAGUUCUGGAUGGACGACAUCUACACUCCGGGCUAUGAUGCGUUACUCAGGCGUAAAGAGGCUGGCCUCCGCCGGGCCAAAGUUUGCAAGUUGUUAGCGCUCAUCGCUGUUGUACUUGUUAUCAUUCUCAUCAUUGUCAUUCCCAUUUGCACCAUGAGAUCAUGAGAAAUUGCGUGAGGACAUUUUGCACAUUUUUCUGCAAGAGGGAGCUUCCGCAACUAAGCGGAGGAUGUGAAGAACAGCUUCUUUGGAUUGCUUCGUUUCACCUACAGUUUUCAUUCCUUUAUACAGGCAGUGUACAUUUUUCAAAUAUAGUAUAUAUGCGAUACUGUAAUAUAUUUAAUACUGAGCCGUUAUCGCAGAUGUAUGAAUGCCUUCAUCAGCAUGCGUUUCAAAUAUACAAUUUUCUCUUUGUUUUGUGUUCAUAGGCCUCAUCUAUUAAACCGGGGAAUGCAAGUAUUAAAUCUGCACAAGGAAUAUUUGUAUUUUAGCGUCAGGUUUCAAGAAGAUUAUGUCUUGCUGCUGUUGAUGAUGCUGCUGAUAAUGAAUGGAAGAGAAUAGGAAGUAUUUUCCAGGAAACUCUCUUAGAGGGAGUUUCCACUUGUAAUUCAAUUGAUGGGCUGUUUGGAGUGCAUCCUGGCGCAUUAGCUUCUCCCUCCACUCACCGGACCAAGGUUUUUCCCAACAUGCCGACUCAAUAACAAUUUCAUUUAACCUCCUCCCACAGUGAUGAAUGUGGUUUUUACUGUGUGAAGGUCCAUUUUGUUAAAACGUCCAGUUAACCCAAGAGGCUUAGACUGACUUUCAGUGCCAGGCUGUUAAUCGUGACUUAAUGCGACCAACAAAUGCACAUGAAUCUUGUACAUCUUUUCCAAUCAUGAUAUGAUUACAAACCGUGGUCUGUGUGUUUAUAUGACUAAUUAAUUUUGCAUUAAAGACACCGUCAUUUACUAUUUGUUUAUUGUAUAGAAAGACAACAACAUUUGCAAAUGUUAAUGCCACUAUGUAUCAUUUGAUAUGACGGACUUUCUUUCUUUAAGAAUGCUGUGCUGUAUCCAAUAUUUUUGAUACAACUAUGCAUAUCAGUUUACGGUGCACAUUUCCAAAACAUGUUUUCUCUUUCCAGACUUAAAAUGUUGCCUCUUGCUUUGAGUGCACAAAUAUGCACAAGGUCUAAUGAGAGUGUGUUUUGCUUUAGCACAUCCUCCUAAGUGGAUGUGCGUCCACCAUGUGUUCCCCCGUGAGAGUGUUUGCAGAUCCAUUAUACCAACGUUGCCACUAAAGUGUAGUCAGCACAAUAUGCAGGUGCUUUCUCUAAAACUCGUGUGCAUUAGUCUCUUAUUGCCCUUUCUUCCCCUUGAGACGCUUUCAUGAAUUUUAGACAUUGUUGUUGCAGUCUCAGGUAAAUAAGCACUUCUUGUAAAUGAGAAAAAAAAAAGCCUGUAAACAGAAUAUUGCAGCACAACUUGAUGGUUGGCAAUGCUUGAUGAAAACAGCACAAAUGAGUUCAUGUUGCCUGAAUGAAAAUGCCU
Messenger RNA from Syngnathus typhle (broad-nosed pipefish), 3755 nucleotides. It is a transcript of the gene minar1, whose product is annotated as membrane integral NOTCH2 associated receptor 1. Bases 1 to 2388 code for a protein of 795 amino acids. The record is from RefSeq and is a predicted model, not a curated record. Gene Ontology annotation, cellular component: plasma membrane. The transcript has 3 exons. Gene Ontology annotation, biological process: negative regulation of TOR signaling; negative regulation of cell population proliferation. Lineage: Eukaryota; Metazoa; Chordata; Actinopteri; Syngnathiformes; Syngnathidae.